UCAGCUGUCAUUUAUUUUUCAAAAUGGCUCCUACCCGGAGUGUUUUAGGAUUUUUGAACCCAAAAACUAUUAGUACAGUUUUCACUAACAACAUUUUAAAAACUCCUUACCGAUAUGUGCAUGGGUGUAAUAAUUGUGAUAUUUUUUUAGGUGGUCCUAUUAUAUCUGUUGCCUCAGCAGCUCGUACAAAUUUCAAAGUCGGGUCCCGACACCGGCUUAUUCACACUACGCACAAUUUGAACGCGCGGGCUGAUUAUUACAAGGUCCUCGGUGUUGCUAAGAAUGCUUCGCCUAAAGACAUCAAGAAGGCGUACUACCAACUCGCCAAGAAAUACCAUCCUGAUGCAAACAAGUCCGAUCCAGAAGCUUCUAAGAAGUUCCAAGAGGUGUCUGAGGCCUACGAGAUACUCUCAGAUGAGAACAAACGCAAGCAGUAUGACACAUUUGGAACAACCUCAGAUCAAAUGGGUAUGGGUGGUGGGCCUUCUGGCGCCGAUGGCUUCACUCACCAAUGGCAGUACAAGUCUACCAUAGACCCUGAGGAGUUGUUCCGGAAAAUAUUUGGAGAUGCCGGCUUCAAGAGUGAUGCCUUCAGUGACUUUGCUGAGUCCCAGUUUGGAUUUGGUGCUGCUCAAGAGAUGGUUGUAAACCUUCGGUUCACGGAAGCUGCACGCGGUGUUAAUAAGGACUUGAAUGUCAACAUAGUGGACACUUGUACCAAGUGCGGCGGUACCCGAUGUGAGCCCGGUACUAAGGCUAUUAAGUGCACAUACUGUAACGGUACUGGAAUGGAGACCUUCUCACGUGGUCCAUUCGUGAUGCGUUCUACCUGCCGACACUGCCAUGGUACUAGGAUGCUUAUUAAGUUCCCGUGCGUUGAGUGCGAAGGGAAAGGACAGUCGGUGCAACGCAAGAAAGUAACAGUGCCGGUGCCAGCGGGCGUCGAAGAUGGCCAAACAGUGCGCAUGGCGGUCGGCAACAAUGAGAUAUUCGUCACCUUCAAGGUUGAAAAAUCCAAUUACUUCCGCAGGGAGGGACCUGACGUACACACUGAUUGCACUAUAUCCGUCUCCCAAGCGCUAUUGGGUGGUACCGUGAGGGUUCAGGGACUAUACGAAGACCAUACACUGCAGAUAAUGCCGUGCACGUCCUCUCACAGCACCAUCCGCCUGUCGCGGAAGGGAAUGAAGCGGGUCAGCCAACAUGGAUACGGAGACCACUAUGUACACAUUAAGAUACAGGUACCAAAGUCACUAUCGAGUAAGCAGAAGGCUCUGAUCUACACGUAUGCCGAACUGGAAGAAGACACGCCGGGUCAGAUACACGGCGUCUCGUUCGACAGAGAUGGUAAGAAAGUGUCAGUAUUCGAGCCUCAUGAAAUGGUUGACGCUGUCAAAGAAGCCAUUAGAGAAAAGAAAUCCAUAGAGGGAACAACACCUGAACAGGGCACAACACCUGAAGAGGGCACAACACCUGCUGAAGAGGAGGUCCUCGAAGAAUCUAAAAGAAGCAAGGGGUAGAUAGUUGAAUAUUUAGGGGUUAAGCGCUUUGUCGAUGAGAUGACAGACCCUCGGAAUUUUAAUGUUACAGAGGAGUAAGCAAAUGGAGUACUCAUCAAAAACUACUUUUUGGAAAACCGAAAGCGGUUGUCCCAAAUACUUGCUGAGCAGCUACAAUUUAGAAUAUUUAUUGCUUUUGGUUAUUUAGUUCAAUGUAAAAUGAAGAAGCGUUCCUAGUAGCGAAAUGAAUGGCUGUUGCUGUGCGAUGUUUAAAUAACGAAAAGCUGGUACAUGUAUGCAAUUAGUAGAAGUACUUUGUAUUUGACACUCCAUUUACUUAUUAAUCUGUACUGACUGGUACGUAGUGGAGAAAGGUCUUUGAUAAAAUUUGAAGAUGUUAAGAGCAUGACUUGUCUUGAUACCAAGGUGUUUGAUCGUAUACCUAUUAUACCUAGGUCUCCGGUAGCUGUAUUUUUUGGCCUAGUGGGAAUGGAACGAGGUUAUGUAUGUAAAGGAUAGAUUUGGUAGCUUCUGCAUCGUUCAAUGGCUCCUGUAUUUAAAGUGCGAAGGUGUAGUAAUAAUUCUUCUCUAUCAUCAGCAAAGCGUAUUAACCCAAUAAUAGGUAAAAAUUCCAAAGUUUAAGAAUGUUUCGAUAUAAUGAAAUGCCCGCUUCUUUCUGUAAACGAUAUUCUUAUUUUUGUUUUUAUAUAUUUAAAUUUACCACGACUAGGUAUUCCCCGUUUGUAUGAUUUACUUUACAAUUCUGUGAUACAAUGUAGAAUGGUUUAACAUAAUUACGUUUUAGUUUUGCGAAUAAAAUGUUAUAGUUAUUUCAAUGUCUGAAGAUUCAGGUUUUAUUAGACAUUUUGCUAAAUAAUUAUAAUCAAAGAAGCUGUACAUAGCCGUUGACUAGUGUGUAGGAAAUGGUAGGUAAAUAAAAAAUUGAAUGAAUAA
This is a messenger RNA of Trichoplusia ni (cabbage looper), 2453 nucleotides long. It is a transcript of the gene DnaJ-14, whose product is annotated as protein tumorous imaginal discs, mitochondrial-like. The coding region runs from base 24 to 1520 and encodes 498 amino acids. Gene Ontology annotation, biological process: protein folding; mitochondrion organization; response to heat. The transcript has 10 exons. Gene Ontology annotation, molecular function: ATP binding; heat shock protein binding. Gene Ontology annotation, cellular component: mitochondrion. The record is from RefSeq and is a predicted model, not a curated record. Lineage: Eukaryota; Metazoa; Arthropoda; Insecta; Lepidoptera; Noctuidae.